Molecule: messenger RNA, 960 nt
Organism: Penicillium crustosum
Lineage: Eukaryota; Fungi; Ascomycota; Eurotiomycetes; Eurotiales; Aspergillaceae
Product: cupin domain-containing protein
Exons: 4
Coding region: 1-960 (319 amino acids)
Molecular function (GO): dioxygenase activity
Source: RefSeq, a predicted model, not a curated record
AUGUCUUCAACUCACGUGGAAAGUGUCAUCGACACAGAGGAGCAGCUUCUCGCUGACCUCGAAGCGAGCAAGACCCUCCCUCUGUGGAAGCAGAUGGCGCGUCUGAACCCCCCCAGCACCAAACCCAACAACAGUGCCAAAUGUCUGGAACGCGCUGGAAAGCUCGUCCCAGCAGACCAGGCUGAGCGCCGGGUGUUGAUGCUUACCAACCCAGCUCGAGAUGCCCCCUUCACUACCGACACCCUCUACGCUGGUCUGCAGCUAGUGAUGCCUAACGAAACCGCACGAGCUCACCGACACACGGCCUUUGCCAUGCGGUUCAUUAUUGAAGGCCAGGGCGGUUUUACUGCUGUUCACGGCCGGCGCAUCACAAUGCAGCGCGGAGAUGUCAUUCUCACACCUACCUGGAACUACCAUGACCACGGCAAAGAUGGUUCUGGACCUAUGGUGUGGCUGGACGGAUUGGAUUUGCCUAACUUCAGACACUUCCCUGUGCACUUCGUAGAGCACUUCGAUAAGCCUCGCUAUCCUGCGGAGAAUGUUGAUAGCAACACGUCACCAUUGGUUUUCCCAUGGGUUACUAUGAAGACGCAGUUGGAUGGAGUUGUUGGGGAUUGGGUUACUAAGAGAUAUUUGAAGGAGGAUGGUCGCGAAGUGAGUCGCGUCCUUGGAGGAUGUGCCGAGCGCAUUUCGGCGUCUAAGGCUUCGCCUUCCCGGCGCGAGACUACGUCCGCUGUCUAUCAUGUCAUCACCGGCAAGGGACGCUCGACUAUUGGUGAGAAGGAAUAUACCUGGGAGCAGGGUGAUACUUUCUGUGUUCCGGCGUGGUACAGAUACCAGCACUUUGCGGGUACUGAAGAACCGGUCUAUCUGUAUCGGUUUGAUGAUAAGCCCAUGAUUGAUGCCUUGGGUUUCUAUCGCUCGGAGGAUAUGGACAUUGAGUCCCUUGUGGACGAGUGA